Messenger RNA from Grammomys surdaster, 4478 nucleotides. RefSeq names its product c-Maf inducing protein (gene Cmip). The record is from RefSeq and is a predicted model, not a curated record. The coding region runs from base 78 to 2399 and encodes 773 amino acids. Gene Ontology annotation, cellular component: cytosol; nucleoplasm. The transcript has 21 exons. NCBI's taxonomy places the organism in Eukaryota, Metazoa, Chordata, Mammalia, Rodentia, Muridae.
GGCCCUCCGCGGGGGCCCUGCCGGCCCGGCCCCACGCCAGCCGCGAUCGCGCGCGCGGCCCCCGCCCCGGCGCGGCCAUGGAUGUGACGAGCAGCUCGGGCGGCGGCGACCCCCGGCAGAUCGAGGAGACCAAGCCGCUGCUAGGGAGCGACGUGUCGGGCCCCGAGGGCACCAAGGUGAUGGGCGCCGUGCCUUGCCGCCGGGCCCUGCUGCUUUGCAACGGGAUGAGGUACAAGCUGCUGCAGGAGGGCGACAUUCAGGUCUGUGUCAUCCGGCACCCUCGGACCUUUCUCAGCAAGAUCCUCACCUCCAAAUUCCUGAGGCGCUGGGAGCCGCACCACCUAACGCUGGCCGACAACAGCUUGGCAUCCGCCACGCCGUCUGGGUACAUGGAAAACUCGGUCUCCUACAGCGCCAUUGAAGAUGUUCAGCCGCUGUCCUGGGAGAAUGCCCCGAAGUACUGUUUACAGCUCACGAUCCCCGGAGGGACCGUCCUGCUGCAGGCUGCCAACAGCUACCUGCGAGAUCAGUGGUUCCAUUCUCUGCAGUGGAAGAAAAAGAUUUACAAAUACAAGAAAGUCCUGAGUAACCCGAGCCGCUGGGAGGUUGUCUUGAAGGAGAUACGGACGCUGGUGGACAUGGCUCUAACGUCCCCGCUGCAGGAUGAUUCUAUCAACCAGGCCCCACUGGAAAUCGUCUCAAAACUGCUCUCGGAGAACACAAACCUGACCACUCAGGAGCACGAGAACAUCAUUGUGGCAAUUGCGCCUCUGCUGGAAAACAACCACCCACCACCAGAUCUCUGCGAAUUCUUCUGCAAGCACUGCAGAGAGCGGCCCCGGUCUAUGGUGGUCAUCGAGGUGUUCACACCGGUGGUUCAGAGGAUCCUUAAGCAUAAUAUGGACUUCGGGAAAUGCCCAAGGCUGAGGCUCUUCACCCAGGAGUACAUUCUCGCCCUGAAUGAGCUCAACGCGGGCAUGGAGGUGGUAAAGAGGUUCAUUCAAAGCAUGCAUGGCCCCACAGGGCACUGCCCACAUCCCCGGGUCCUGCCCAAUCUCGUGGCUGUGUGUCUGGCUGCCAUAUACUCCUGCUAUGAAGAGUUUAUCAACAGCCGCGACAACUCCCCGAGCCUGAAAGAGAUCCGGAACGGCUGCCAGCAGCCAUGCGAUCGGAAGCCCACCUUACCUCUGCGCCUGCUGCACCCCAGCCCGGACCUGGUGUCUCAGGAAGCCACGUUGUCUGAGCCACGGCUCAAGUCGGUGGUCGUGGCCUCCAGCGAGGUCCACGUGGAGGUGGAGCGCACCAGCACUGCCAAGCCGGCGCUGACAGCCAGCACGGGCAAUGACAGCGAGCCCAACCUUAUUGACUGUCUCAUGGUCAGCCCAGCAUGUGGUACCAUGAGCAUCGAGCUGGGCCCCCAGGCCGGCCGCACGCUCGGCUGCCACGUGGAGAUCCUCAAACUCUUGUCCGACUAUGAUGACUGGAGACCGUCUCUGGCCAGCUUGCUUCAACCCAUUCCAUUCCCCAAAGAAGCUCUUGCACACGAGAAGUUUACAAAGGAACUGAAGUACGUGAUUCAGAGGUUUGCAGAAGAUCCAAGACAGGAAGUCCACUCGUGUCUGCUGAGCGUUCGGGCAGGCAAGGAUGGCUGGUUCCAGCUCUACAGCCCUGGAGGGGUGGCCUGUGAUGAUGACGGGGAGCUGUUUGCCAGCAUGGUGCACAUCCUCAUGGGCUCCUGUUACAAGACCAAAAAGUUUCUGCUCUCAUUGGCAGAAAACAAGCUGGGCCCCUGCAUGCUCCUGGCCCUGAGAGGGAACCAGACCAUGGCAGAGAUCCUGUGUUUGAUGCUGGAAUACAAUAUCAUCGACAACAACGACACCCAACUGCAGAUCAUCUCCACCCUGGAGAGCACAGAUGUGGGCAAGCGCAUGUAUGAACAGCUGUGUGACCGGCAGCGGGAGCUGAAGGAGCUGCAAAGGAAAGGCGGACCCACCCGGCUAACACUGCCCUCCAAGUCCACGGAUGCGGACCUGGCCCGCCUGCUGAGCUCUGGCUCCUUUGGAAACCUGGAGAACCUCAGCUUGGCCUUCACCAACGUCACCAGUGCCUGCGCCGAGCACCUCAUCAAACUGCCUUCCCUCAAGCAGCUCAAUCUGUGGUCCACGCAGUUUGGAGAUGCCGGCCUGCGGCUCCUGUCGGAACACCUCACUAUGCUCCAGGUGCUGAACCUGUGUGAGACCCCAGUCACCGACGCGGGCUUGCUGGCCCUCAGCUCCAUGAAGAGUCUUUGCAGUUUAAAUAUGAACAGCACCAAGCUCUCGGCUGACACCUAUGAGGAUCUGAAGGCCAAGCUUCCUAAUCUAAAGGAGGUUGACGUUCGCUACACAGAAGCCUGGUGAAGCCCCCUGUGUGCACGGGAUGGCAUCCCACAAAACAAAACAAAAAAGAAACAAAAAAACAAAAAGACUCUUGACUAAUAGCCGUAGAGCAGUGGGUCCCGAGGUGGUCCCAGCACCUGGCUGCGGGAUAGAUGGGGGAGUCUUGGGGGGGAUGGAGGGGGGAGGGGGAGGGAAUCCUCAGCACGCCCAGCCCCCGCCUAAUUCUUAGAGCUUCAUAUUGGAACCUUUGACCUUGAUCAAAAGCGGCCUUAGUGGCAACAAGAGGAGGAACAGCGGGUAGGGAGGGCAGGGGAGGGGUGGGCGGGGAUCCCCGUGUGGAUUUUCUUUGCCUUUGUUAUGUGAUACUGUGUGUGAGGGCAUUCAUCCAGCCUGAUGCUGUCGACUCCGGGCCAGAAGGAGGAUGCUUUCUUCCUGGAGGUGCACCGAGCAGAGAUCUCGCCCCUACCAUUGGGACAGGAGUCACCCAGUCAUGUCACCCCAUCGUCCUGUGUCCCCUCCCCCCACCAUCGCUAUGCAAAGUGGUUCUUGUUGUACAUAAGAUUUAAAUAACGCACCUAUUUAAGAAACGUCGACAAAUUGCGGGUCUGGGACUCGCUCUUAUUUAUGAAGUCUUUGACCGGCCCUCCCUUCUCACCUGCUCCCCCCCCCCCACUUGCCUGCCCUGCCUACCUCCCCCGGGGCGUGUAGUACUGUCUGGGCCAGUCAGCUGUUGGGUUUGUGCUUGUGGUUCUGGUUUUUUUUUUGUUUUGUUUUUUUUGUUUUUUUUUUUUAAAGGAAACAACAACAACAGGGGGAUAAAAAGGCCUUUGGAAACUUAAUUGCUUUUUUUUUCUUACCGGACUCUGUAUGCUAAUGCUCUCCUGGUCAGUCAGUCAGCCCACUGCUACUCUGUAUUAUUUCCAGAUGUCUCCAGCUUCCUCACGGGUGGGAGGGAAGAGGAGAAAAGAGACACAGGUUCUCCGUAUUGUAGCUCACACCGACCUUCCUCUGCUUCUGUGACUCUGGAAGGUUCCCUGACCUUCCCUCCCCCUGUAUACCCCAUAGGAGAGUUGGUCCUCCAAGGUCCUGCUGUUGUUCCUCACCCCCUUUUAAGCUGUCUCUGUCCCUUCUGAGACUUGCAACCUGUGGCCUCCCCACCCUGUGGUUCACUAACGCAUGCCCCACGCCCACUUCUUUGCAUGGUCUCCUGGGAGAGAAGAGCACCCAGCCAGCCCGCCCCCGACUGUCACACCUUCCCUCCACCAACGUGGUCACUUCGGCAUCCCCUCACCCUUGUGCCCUGAGGCAGACCAACCUCAUUUCUUUUUACAAACAGUUGGCUUUUUCUUACCAAGCCCUCACUGUACAGAACAGCCCUUUGACAAUUCUUUUGGGGGUCCCCUUCCCAUUCCCUGACUCCAGCCCCUUUUUAUGUUGGUUUAGCACAAUUCUCCACCCCCCUGGCACCACCAAACCAGACCCACCAGUUGAUGUUAAUUGUUUUUUAUCUAUUUAAUCUUAUUCGAUGGAGACCAUGCUUCAGUUGUUUUAUACUUUGCCAGGUAGACUUUAUUACCCACCCCACCCCCAACUAUGCCCUCAUUUUUUUAAAAAAGAAAAAAAAAACCACACACAAAAAAAGAAAAAAAAAAAAAACAAACACAGAGACUUUGGGUUCGAGUCUCGGUCUUAACUCCCUUUCCGUGGCAGGUUUUCUUCCGUGCGUGUGCCUGUGUGUGUGUGGAGUGAGUUCUGGUUUGUGUUUGUUUCUGUUUGAUUUCUCUUGUUGCUUUCUCCCGACCCCAGCCCCAGUUCCGUACUUCACAGCACCCCGGUGCCGAGAGAAGCAGAAGCAGAAAAAAAAAUAAAAUAAAGUAAAAAAAAAAAUUUAAAAAUUUUAAAAAAAAGAAAAAAAAGGAAAAAUUUAAAAAGAAAAAAAAAACGAAGAAGAACUAAGACAUGCCACCCCCACCCCGCCCCCACUCCCACCCCUGCAAUGUUGCUUUUCUUGAUGGUUAAUAAUAAAUACUGUCACGUAGCUGUGUACAAAGAGAUGUGAAAUACUUUCAGGCAAAAAUAAACUGUAAGUGACUCAUGAAA